This is a messenger RNA of Mytilus trossulus (common blue mussel), 2247 nucleotides long. RefSeq names its product tRNA-uridine aminocarboxypropyltransferase 1-like. The record is from RefSeq and is a predicted model, not a curated record. Gene Ontology annotation, molecular function: tRNA-uridine aminocarboxypropyltransferase activity. Gene Ontology annotation, biological process: tRNA modification. The transcript is spliced from 5 exons. Lineage: Eukaryota; Metazoa; Mollusca; Bivalvia; Mytilida; Mytilidae. Gene Ontology annotation, cellular component: nucleus. Bases 97 to 1083 code for a protein of 328 amino acids.
AGAUCUUCUGUCAAUGAGGUAACAAACAGAAAAUUAAAAAAUUAGAGGCUCAAGUUGUUGAAAAACGUGUGAAUCCUAACUAUUGACUUAUUGAAAAUGGAAUCUGAGCAACCAUUCUCAAAUUUAAAGAUAUCAUCCUCUGACUUUCUGGAUACUCUGCAGGGUCGCAGUGAAUGUCCAAAAUGUAAUAAAUCACGGAAAUACUAUUGUUACACAUGCUAUGUACCUGUUGACCAACUGCAAGGAAAACUUCCUUAUGUACAGCUACCAAUUAAAAUUGACAUAAUUAAACAUCCAAGUGAAGUAGAUGGUAAAAGCACAGCUGCCCAUGCUAAAUUAUUGGCGCCAGAUGAUGUGACUGUGUUUACCUAUCCUUGUAUACCAGAUUACCCUAGAGAUGGAUCAGUUGUUUUGGUAUUUCCUGGUGAUAACUCACUAACAUUAAGGGAGUUAGCCAAUCAGAAGGAUAUAAAACGAAAUGAAGACAAGGGCAGUUUAUUAUGCAAAGAUUCUCACAUAGAAUCUCAAGAUCAUAACUGUGAUGAAUCUAAACCUUUGUCUCAUACUGCUAAGGAGGAAAACGAUAGUUCUGAUAAUCCUAGGAAAAUAUCUGACAAUAUUUUAGGGGAAGUAACUCCAGCCAUGUCGACAGAAACACUAUCUGGAGAAUUACCAAAAUCUGAAAGCUGUAUUGUGAAAAGAAAAUUUGAGAAUGAUUGUGAAGCUGUUACAUCAAUUGAAAAAGGAGUGUUUAAGAGAGCUGUGUUUAUAGAUAGUACAUGGAAUCAGACCAAUAGAAUAUCCACUGAUGAAAGACUGAAGGGACUACCAUAUAUAAUGCUUAAAGACAAAGAAUCCAAGUUUUGGAGACAUCAAAAAGAAAAUCCUCCGUCAUAUUUAUCCACAAUUGAAUCCAUUUAUUAUUUAGUGUGUGACUAUCAUGAAAUGUUUAUAUCAGUCAGCUAUGAUGGGGAUUAUGACAAUUUGAUGUUUUUCUUUUCAUAUAUGUACAAUAAAAUACAUGGGUUAUAUAAAGGAAGAACAUUGAGAGCAGACACAGAUAGAGAGAAAAACAAGAAAUAAAAUUAAUAUUGUACUGUGUGGAAAACAGAUUGUUGUUUUUAUUAUACCACAAAUUCAUAAGGAUACCUUGUAUAUUUGCAAUAGCUGCCAAGGUAAUUGUCCAUGUUUAGACACAAUGAUUUUUUUCACAAUAAUUACAGUUAUAGUUGACCACUACUUUAUUGUAUAGGUUUUGCUCAUUGUUGCAGUUGUACAAUGGCCUAUAAGCAUAAUUGUAAUUUUUUUGUGUCAUUUUGUCUAUUGUGGAGAAUUGUGUUAUUGGCAAUCAUCCCACCUCUUCUUAAUUUUGUAUAUGAUUGUCUCAUGUGAAAGCCUUGUGGGGGACAUAUAAAUACUGUGGGUCUGUACAUCAGUCUGGUCUUGUUAGCAUGCUCAUGUAUACAAGUCUUGCCAUUUUUUUUUUAAAACUAUUAUUAUAGGUUUAUAUCACCAUUGUCUUCCAUAAGUUCAAAGAUCAGUUGCCGAUUAUUUGAGUCAUCCCCUUGAAAAUAUUCAUUCUAUAGAAAAUUGCCUUAUUAGCUAAGUCAUGUAAGAAUUUUAUGAAACUUGUAUCAUAGGUUUAUACCAGCAAUAUCUUUGACAACGUGCAAAAUCAGAUCCAUUAAUUUUUAAAAUGUUUGCCCCUUGGAAAUAUUUAUUACAUGGAAAAUUGUGAUGUUAGCACUCUCAUGUGUAUAAUUUUUGCUUGAUUUUUAUGAAAUUUUUAUUAUAGAUUUAUAUAAUCACUGUCUCAGACAAAUUUGAAAAUUGGUGCAGAUCAAUUAUUUUUAAAAGACUUAGUAUGUUUCUUGGAAAUAUUAAUUGUAUGGACAAUUGCAUUGUUAUGGAUCUUAUGUACACAGUUUUUGCCAGAUUAUUAUGAAUCCUAUUUCAUAGGUCUAUAUCAGCAUUGUCUUUGACAAUUUCGAAAAUUAAUGCCGAUUAAAUAUUUUUAGCUAGUUAUGGUUAUGCCCCUUGGAAAAAUUUAUCAUAACAGAAACUGCAUUGUAGCCUUCAUUUCUCUAAGAUAUAUAUAAAUUGUUUUAAAGAACAAAAAAAAGGUGUUUGUUUAAUUAUUGCACUUUGAUUUAAAAAUAUGUGCAACACAGGGGACAUUGGAUCUCUGUUCUAUUAUAUCAGAGUUUUCUUUGCACAAAGAAAUGCUAUUAAAAUUGCUAGGAGCCU